Messenger RNA from Microtus ochrogaster (prairie vole), 4240 nucleotides. Its product is annotated as zinc finger protein 14-like. The record is from RefSeq and is a predicted model, not a curated record. Bases 1 to 1281 code for a protein of 426 amino acids. Gene Ontology annotation, biological process: regulation of DNA-templated transcription. NCBI's taxonomy places the organism in Eukaryota, Metazoa, Chordata, Mammalia, Rodentia, Cricetidae. The transcript has 3 exons.
AUGAUGAUCAGAGUCUUUUUAGCAGGGCGCUUCAAGGACAAGGCAGGUGCAAAAAGCUUUCCUACAUCUGAAACUCCGAGCUGUUGGCGACUGGAAAAAGAAGAGGAGGGUGAAAAGGAGAAAGCGGCUUUUGGCACCUCUGAGUGUCCUCAGCAGGGCUCGGUCACUGGCACCAAAAAAGCCUCUAAGUCUCUAAGUUUGUUUGUCAAGUGUUUUCGCCAUAACAACAAGAAUAACCAGGCCUUGCAGCCUGAUGUGUGCUUGUCAGCAGUUUGGGGUGACGUAGGCUCUUUGGCACUGUGUGGGAAAGCUCUGAGUUCCUCCACUUCACUUCAGAGGCAUGAGAGAAUUCACACAGGAGAAAGACCCUAUAAAUGUAACCAGUGUGCGAAAGCCUUUAGAUGUCACAGUGCCCUUCAAUUACACGAAAGAAUCCAUACUGGUGAGAAGCCCUAUGAGUGCCAGCAGUGUGGGAAAGCCUUUACAUGUCACAGUUACCUUCGAUUACACGAAAGGACUCAUACUGGAGAGAAACCCUAUGAGUGUAAGCAGUGUGGGAAAGCCUUCAGAUGUCAAACUUCCUAUCAUAGACAUAAAAUUAUUCAUGGUGGAGAAACAUUCUAUGAAUGUAAACAAUGUAGUAGGCUCUUCAUUUACCCAUCUUUACUUCAGAUGCACGAAAGAACUCACACUAGUGAGAGACCAUAUAAAUGUAAAGACUGUGGCAAGUCAUUCCUCUACCCCUCUUUACUUCAAAUGCAUGAAAGAACCCACACUGGUGAAAAGCCCUAUGAAUGUAAACAAUGUGGUACAGCCUUUAGACAUCACUCUUCCCUUCGACUGCACGAGAGAACUCACACGGGAGAAAAGCCCUAUGAGUGUCCACAGUGUGGGAAAGCCUUUACUCGUCACACUUCCCUUCGAUUACAUGAGAUAACUCACACCGGAGAGAAACCUUAUAAAUGUAAAGAAUGCGGAAAAGCCUUUAGACAUCACUCUUCCCUUCGGUUGCACGGAAGAAUUCAUAGUGGAGAGAAACCCUAUGAAUGUAAACAAUGUGAUAAAGCCUUUAUACGGUACAGUUACCUUCGAUUACAUGAAAGAACACACACAGGAGAAAAACCUUAUGAAUGCAAGCAAUGUGGGAAAGCCUUCAGCCGUCACAGUUCCUUUCAGAGACAUAAAUCUAUUCACGCUGUGGAAAACCCCUAUGAAUGUCAGCCGUAUCUAAUUCCUUUAUCGCUGUUUCCUCCAAAUACAUCAGAUAACUCAUACUGGUGAAAAACACUAUGAUGUGAACAGUGUGUUAAAAUGUUUAUCCUUAGCCACUUAAAACACAUGUAAGAACUGAAGAUGUCACGUGAUAAACCUUAUCCACAUAAACGAUAUGGUUUAGACUUUAAAUGUACUAAGGGAUUCAUUGUAGGUAUAGUUUCUACAAAUGUGCAGUAUGUGGUAAGUCCUUUCACAGAAACAAACUAAUUCAUGCGGGGAAAAUGCCUUAUGAAUGGAAACGAUAUGGUCAGUCUUUUAUCCCUGUUUGCUUCAGACACAUGAAAGAACUUAAAAUGCAAAAUGCCGUGAGUGUUGGCAGCGUGCUGGAGCCUUCAGGAGAUGCAGGUCCCUUUGUUAACAUGAAAGACUCUUACUGGAGGGAAAGAAACCGCAUGAUGUUUAGAUGUCAUUGCUCCCAUAGAUUCUGUGAAUGGACUACUGGAAACAGUUCUGUGAGCAAGAGCGCAGCUGACACCUUCAAGCUCACAGUUCCUUUCAAAGGUGUAUAAUGAUUGAUGGUGGGACAAGGCCUUAUACAUGUAAAAAGUAUGGUAAGUUUUUGUUUGCUUGGAGAGGGACAGGCAUUUUUUGUUGGUAGUGUAGCUACCUGUAAGUUGCCUGUGUUCAAUAAGCCCAAUUAGAUUCAGUGGUUCCCCAAGGUUGCACUUGGAUGGAAUCAUUGCUUUGUUUCUAUCCUCAGUGCCCUUGCUUGUUCAACAUGUGUCCAGAAAAUGUUCACACAAUACUUGGCACCCAAAUGUGGAGCUCAAUGGAACCAAAGAUGAGUUUGAGAGGAGCACUUGCCUUUCUCUGCUGUGGGUGAUGAGACAUGGCCUUGAGCAGGGCGGAUCGUCUGCAGUUGAUUAUGAAGUGGCUAUCUUUUCAGUACGCCAUGGAACAGUGUGCCGCCUUGUUGCAGUACCAGUUGCGUUGUUUGUACUGUGCAGCUCCUCUAGUAUGGAGUGCCCCCCUUCUGUGACAGAUGAGCUUUGCCACAUGAGCCUUCCCCUGCCUCCCACAGCUGUCAAGUUCAGAGUGUAUUACAGUUCCUGUAAGUAGCACAGACGGAACAGAAUUAAGUAGGCAUCAGGUGCGCGGCCCUUCAUUGGGUAAGAAGACAUGCAAAUAAGCCUUCGCUGUCUACUAGCAUGAACUUGCCCUUUGAUGGAGGGAUUGUUUGAGGAAAAGAUAUGCAGAUGCUGUCCACUGUAUUGGCCUUCAGAUUGGCAGGGAAACUAAGGAAGGAGGGUGGGAGUGAGGAUGGGAGCAAACGCCGGCUUCCAGUUUUUACAUCUGGAGAUGGCAGAAGGGGAACAAAUGGAAAGUUCUGUCUGCUGAGUAGUCCCUUUGGGACCCUAAAAUGUGAAGCCUAUAUGAAGUUUUGACCAGUGAGGGGAGAUGUAGAAGUGGUGAUAAUGUUCCCCUCCGUCCUGACCUUUACUACAGAAGAGUCCGAGCACAAUGGCCCAGUAAAAGGAGUUGUGAUAAUCAGUAAAUACUCUUUUUUUGGAAGGCUGUACAGCUUGAGAAAAAAACACAAUGAAGAAAGAUUUGAUAAAGCACUGCAGCUGAAAAGUCCAAGCUUUUGCUGGAGUUGUUUCCCCAGAAUAAGUUGUGUGCUCUCCUGCAGAAAAGCAUGCUUGUGCGUAGCCUGUUUGUUCAGCUCAGGGCCCUCUCAGCAGCUAGGGGCGUCCGCUGAAGAGGCAGCAGUGUGCUACAACAUGGGCCUAGAGGCUGUCAGUCCCAGGGAGUCCACAGGAAUACAGCAGGUGAGCAUGUCUGGGUUUCCCCUGGGCUCCUACACCAGUGAGAGAACAAGAACCAGCUCUUUCCCCACCAAGGCUGCAUGCAGGAUGAGGGUGCAGAUGGCUCAUGAAGAAUGAUGGUUCAGGGGAGGGUGCACCUCCCAUCUACAACACUGUAUCCAGUACUGAUUUUUUUUUUCUUGAGGCAAGUUUCUAGGUAGCCCAGACUGGCCUCAAAUUCACUAUAUAGCUGAGGAUAAUCUUGGAAGUCCUGAUCCUCCUGCCUCCUCUUUCUAAAUCCUGGGGUUGCAUGCAUGAGUCACCCCAUCUGGUGUCCCAGGCUUCACGCAUGCCCUCUCCGCUGUGCUGUGUCCUCAGGUCAACACUGAGGAAACACUUGGUACAGAAUCUUCAUGGAUCUUUUUAAUAUCUGUUUAUUGCCCUCUUAACUCUUCCUGACUCCCAGUCCAGCUAGCACUUGUUUGAUCCUCCAGUGAUCCUGAGACCCCUGUGUAAAUAGGUUUCUUUCACUUCACCGCUGACAUAACGCUAGCCUGUGAGUGUUCCACAGAGUUAGAAAAGCAUCUGCGUGAGCUAAAAGAAUGACGAUCAGAAGGGCAGCACACAUACAUGUGCACAGGGCAGGCACAUGGGAAAUUCUUGUGAUGUUAUGGUUGGGUAAGAUACGUGUGAUACAAAAUAAGGAGAGUGAGGGAAAUCUUUCGCAGCCAAUGGCUGACAUUAAGCAUGACAAGAACAGUUGAGGAGCUUGAGUGAAAGUGCCCUGUGUGCAUGGGCAGAGAUUUUCAGAGCAUAGACUCCUCAGUGACGAUGCAGUGUGGGGUGGGCUACUUCUCCAAGAGAUGUCCCAGAAGUCCCUAGACAGUGCUGGCUGUUGCCAAUGCUCUUCGUUGUCCCUAGAACUAGAGUUAAUACUGUUCCUAAAGACACCACAUGCUUUAGUUGCUGAAUGUGGAGAAAACAAGCUGAAGCUGAGCUGGAAGUGUCCUUGCUGGCCAGCUUUAGAGGACCUGGAGGUGCAGGCUCCGAACCCUGUAUGUUACUAAAAUUGGCAAGCAAGAUGUGCCUACUAGGGCUGGUGAGAUGGCCCAGAUGGUGAAGGUGCUUGCUGCCAAGACUGGAAACUUGAGUUAGAUCUCAGAACCCUACACACAGGGAACCCUGAUGGCUCUUCAAGCUGAGGAGGGAGAGGGACUUAA